This is a messenger RNA of Caenorhabditis briggsae, 1041 nucleotides long. The coding region runs from base 1 to 1041 and encodes 346 amino acids. Lineage: Eukaryota; Metazoa; Nematoda; Chromadorea; Rhabditida; Rhabditidae. The record is from RefSeq and is a predicted model, not a curated record. The transcript has 6 exons.
AUGUCUACUGAAUCGUAUUAUCCAUCGUACACUUUGGCAGGAUUCUGGUUAGCGUAUCCACCAUUAACAUUUCUUAUGGAUGCUAACGAAAAAUUUGGUCUGUUCUAUGCAUUCGUCUUACUUGUUCUUCAAACUUUUUGUGCUCUCAAACAUGUAUCAAGCACAGUAGAACAAGAAGAGAAUGGUCCGAAAUUGACAAGAAAGCAGCGCAUCAAAAUUUUGAAAGCUGAAUUAAUUACUUUGUUAACAUGUCUAAUGUUACAACACUGUGUUGCUUCACAGAUUGCUGAGUUUUCUCGUCGUUCUCCUGAACAUUAUUCUGAACAUCCGUUUUAUUGGGUAAGUGCGAUGAAAAAAAAAACGAACAUUUCAACAAACAUUUUCUUCAAUUUUUUGCAGAAGAACAUAACCGAACGAAUGUACUUUGUCUUCUACUACCAUAUCAUCAAAGGAAUUCUUAUUGUAUUCAUGGAUCCAUCUAGCUUUGUGGACACUUGCAAUGAAUCCGAAAUGGUGAUCAUCAAAACUUGGACCGGUAGAAAGUAUAGAGGUCAUCCUAAACGGCAAUGGUUGUCAAUAUUAAUAAUUGAGUUCGAGAAUUUAGAAGAAUGUGUGGAAGGAAAAGUGUGGGAAAAAUCGAAAAGACAUGUUCUUCUCGCCGUGCAUCAAACGUUAUGGAAUCAACAGCGUCAGUUACAAAACAUGGGGGGGGGGGGGAUCUAUCUUGGUUUCUCUAUUGGAUUUUUCUGGAAAAUUCAAAUGUGGAGAUUAUCUCUUCCAUUUUAUUAUCGUCUUCCGAGAGUUAGGCAUCGGGAUCUCUCCGCAACGGCAGAUAUACAGCAAACAGUACUGGGGGCUCACGGGAAGCUCGUGCUCCUGUCGGCUCUCGGGCGGCCUAUGCCGCCGGGAGCACAUCCCCCACCUCCCACUUAUCGCAUGUGCAUUCUUGAGCUUCAGAGCGCCCCCAUCAACCACCUCUUACUGAUUUUCCGCGCGCGCGCGGGGGCAAUUAUUUCCACCACAUUUUUUCUUGUUUUCUGA